Messenger RNA from Athalia rosae (coleseed sawfly), 4442 nucleotides. RefSeq names its product putative methyl-accepting chemotaxis AlkN. The transcript is spliced from 4 exons. NCBI's taxonomy places the organism in Eukaryota, Metazoa, Arthropoda, Insecta, Hymenoptera, Athaliidae. The record is from RefSeq and is a predicted model, not a curated record. The coding region runs from base 3176 to 3943 and encodes 255 amino acids.
GUACUGCAGAUCUCGUUCGAUCUUUUCUGGUUUUUUCUUUUUGUUUCCUUCAUUUAUUACCUGUUUUUAGAAAAAAAAAUAAUCAAUGAACGAAGAAUCUAACUCUCCGUUACGAAACUCAUAGCGUCUUAUUCUCGAUGAACGAAAAAAAUUACAUCACUGGUUUUUUCGUCAAAUAAAUUCUUUGACCACGUAGUCUCGUUGGAUUCCGAUAAUUUUUCCAAUCUAAUUAAAUCUUCCUUGUUUUGUGUAAAUUUUUUUUUCUCGCCACAAAUCGAAUCACGUUUGGAUCGAUGCAAAAAUACUUUGCGAAUCGGAAGAAAGGUUGGUAACUUUUUGCCGAGCUAAAUCUGUACAGAUAUCCGAGAGGUACGCCGUUUUUCGAUUUCAUUUAAUUAUUUAUUUAUUUAUUUAUUUCUAAUAAUAUUUUUUGCUGCAGAGAUCAACGAUCGUCAAUUAGUGAAUCGGUUAAAUACUUUCUAGUUUAAUUGACGCGGUAUUCUUCAGUUCCUGUGAAAUUUAUAUUCUUUCUAACGUCCGCAUCUGAUUGCGAAGAGAUGAAUCUUACGUUGUGCGAAUCUAUCGCUGUUCAGUUUGGGAUAAAAUUGACCUUUUUUUUUGCUUUUUCUUUGUUUUUUUUUUCACCGUUUGUGUUACAGUGGUCCGCCAACUUGUCUAACGAACCGUGAGAUUUGUAGGCUCUGUAAUAUUUCUUUAUUAUUUUUAUUCUUUUGUUAUUGCGUGUGAUUAUAAUGCAGAUAUCUCACAGAUUAUUAACAGAUCGAUGGCAUUGCAGAAUAUGAGAUUUUUUUUUUUUUAUUCUUUCCUUUCCUCUUCUCUCUCUCUGUCUUUCAUUCGCAGAUAGAGAUCGAUUCGAUCGUGGAACAGAGCGUAUUGAAAAAUUAUAAUGAUGAUUAUAAUUGUAGAACCCUGCCAAAUUGUAAUAUAAUCGUGAUGGCGAACAUUCCAACGCUAGAAAUUCAACGUUAUGAUAUUUUAUAUAUAUUUAUCGCCCGUUUAUGAAUUUCAUAUGAAAAUAUAUAUAACGUGGAUAAUUAUUACGUUACGGUAAACAUUGGGUAAUCCGAUUGUGAAAAUUGUGCAAACUUUUGGCCGAGAGAUAGUUUUCUAUAGAUUAUGUAUUCGGGUAAAUUGAAUCGAUGAAAGAAUGAACAUUUCUUCGUUUUUUUUUUUUUGUUCAAAGUUCAAUUCGCACGACCUUGUUAAUAAGUUUAAUUGAAAUGGUAUUUAGAAAAUAUCCCAUGCUUAUGAACAUAUCGUUGGACACAUAAAUUAUAUUUGAGCGCAGAGUAAAUAUGUAUAUACGGAUAGUGAAAAGUGAAGGAACGUUAAACAGCUAUAUGAGGUAUUGUUAGUGUUUCUUGUAGCGAUUUGAUUGGCUAAGAAUCAUGUAAAAAAAAUCACGUAUCCAGUCAUGUACAGUUUGCAACUUACCGUUGCGUAUGUGCAACGUUAUAUACGUAUACCCACACUUACGUAUGCCCACGAUAUAUUCCAAAAGUGAACGUGAUCAAGUAUGUAUAUGAAUUUAGAGUAAUGCCUUAUAUACUUAUCGUUCGAAAUCUUACGUGCACUUUUCAGAUCGUUAGAUUAUAUUUUUCUUUAUUACGUCAAAUAAUUAUCUAACGAUUGUCGAUCGAAUUUUUUAUUCCCAUCGGGUGCAUCCAAAUCGCGGAUAAAUAAAUUACGUCAUUUCAUAUCUGCCGGGGUUAAAUCUGCAGCAAGGAUAAUUUUUAUCCGGGAUUAUGGUUUCGGGUCAUACACUUUCUUUCCGGACAGAUAUAGAUUUUCAGGCGAUUCAAUAAUCUGAGCGUGAAUUAUUCACAAUCCCUAAUAUUCGUUCUCUCCUGUUUUUUUUUUUUUUCUUUUUCUUUUUCCUUUCAAGACCAAUUGCAACUACGACAAAGGUCUCUUGGGUUUCACGACGCCAUCAUUCCGCGCUUGCUUUACGGGUCACUGCUCGAUAACGUUUGUCCAACUUAUUUUUUACGCGGCGUUGAAUCGGCAUAAUUUGCCGGUGAAUCGAAUUAUUUAUUUAUUUUUUUUUCUUUCCAUCGCAAUUCUCAAAAUUUGACCACGGUCCGAUGCAACGGCAAAUUGUAUUGCAGAUUUGGAAAAAGAAAAAAAAGAAAAAAAGAAUUUGUUACCAAAUUUGCGCGAGCCUUUCUUAUUAUGUUACACACAAAUUACGCACAAUCGAUUGACGUAAUUACCGUAACGAAUCAAUCACGAUCCGUAUUGAUUAUUCGAGGAAAGCGAUUCUGUAAUGCGAAUAUUUUUGCCAACGUUAUGUUACUGUAGGUGAAUAAAUCUGUGAUAAAAAAAUAGAAUUAAAAAUAUUAAUAUAUAAUCGAUCGAUGGAAUGAAAUUUUCUUUUUCUCUUCGCUUUUUUUCUAGAAUAUUUUCACCUCUUCUUUAAUUAUUAAAAAUCUCUUGUUACGAUCCAUUGAUAUCGAUGCAAGAAAAAUCGCUCAAUUAUUAUAAUAUGUAUUUAUAGAUUAUUGAGAAUGCAGGCGACUUCAUUAUAUAUUUGUUCGCCAUUCGCGUAACUUAAAACUAGAGAGACUGAAGAACCAAAAAAAAAAAAAAAAUCUCUAUCGCGAGAAAACAAUUAUUCGUGUUACGUGCACUUUCGUUUUACGUUACACGUUUUAUCAAUCCGGGAAAUGCGACUUCUUCUGGAUCGCGAUAGUUUUAUUUCGUCUACGUUAUAGAAAGCAUCUGCUGAUUAUUUUUAAUUUUUUUUUAGAUUUUGAGCACGAUCUGAAAUCUUUCAUUUGCGCGGUGAAAAAUUGAACUUUUUUACGGUUGUCAUUUUGUUUCCCAUCAUCAAAUUUACCAUUUGAAUGGGUGAAUUUAUUGAUCGACAAUUUGAACGUGUUUAUCGGUUAUAACCUAUUCAGGUAUAGUGACAAACAAAUAGAAUCAUGAAUAAAUAAUCUUUGGAGAUUUUAAGAACAAAAUGAAAAGAGUUUUCGUUUUAUAUUUCUACAUAGGUUCGUUAAACUUUUACUAAAAACUAUCCGUCGGUUUUUCCUUUUUUCAUCUCAUCUGUAUCAGAAAAUUUAAUAAAUAUUUCAGCAGUUCUGGGACUCGCGCAAUUCGAUUGCAGACGUUUGCAUAGGUCGCCGAACAACGAUUCCGUAAGUCGCCAAUGCACAGAGCGGUACAGGAAUUUUUCCUUUCAAUUUAUUUUUCCCUACGAAACGCCAGAUUAUUUUCGAGCCGUUUUCAGGCCCCGCAGGAUUCAGCGCCGAAACCUUCGGCUCCCCCGUGUCACGGUCACAAAAAUCAAGGCGAAAAAGCUUCGAAUAUCGCGCAAAAAGCUGCCCAAGAAGCCAAAGCCGCUUCGGAAGCUCAAAAUAUCGCGGGGCAACAGGCCGCUCAUCAAGUGAAAGCACAAUUAGCCGAGAAAGCUGUUCAGGCAGCCAAAGCUGCGGAAGCUGCGCUUUCUGGAAAAGAAGCCGUAGUCGAUCAACUCAAGGAGGAAGUCAAGGAGGCGGAUUCGGUUGUUCAGGAGGAAAGCGGGUCCCUUCAGCGGGCGCAGACAAACGUAAACUCGGCCGCCGACGCGGCUCAACAGUCGAAAAUUCAGCUUAAGACUCUGACUUCGGCCGUUAAAACUGCGAACGCUAAUCUCGGCAAUGCCGAAUCCGCGGCGCAAGGCGCCCAACAAGCCUUGAACGAAAAGCAACAGCUUCUGGAGGCCGCCAAAAGAAGAGUCGACGAACUUUCCAAGCAAUUGCAAUCGGCGAAACUUGAUCUCUCUAACACAAAACAAGCCGCCGCUAAAGCUACAUCGGCUGCCCACGAAGCAAAGGUUAACGCGAAUAGGAAUAAAAGACGAAUGGCCAAUUGGCGGGCGUUCAGAGUACGUAGAAAAUUGUAUCGACCAAAAAAAUUUCGGAAGAGAGGAAUGUGAGAUGGAAAUUUAGUGAUCUGGAAUCCUUCGAUUCUGUAGGGAGUGAAGUGAGGACCAGAUACACGAAUGGGAUAUACGGAUUUUUAAUUUUUGCCUGUUGAAAUAAAUGAGGAUUGAAUAAAAUGUCAUUUUCAAUGAGCUCGUGACGUGUUAUAAUGAAGGGAAAGAAAUGUUACUUUGAAACCGAUGUUUUUUAACAUGAAUUAUUUACUGCUGAUUAUUUUAAUAUGCUUGCGUGAGUAUCCGAAGCAGAGAGAAUUCUGCAUCACAUCUGAUUAAGAUAUUGAAUUUUAUUUUUCUGAGGUACAGUCAUUUUUGGAAACUCAGAUGCGAGGAGAUGCAGAAGAAUUAAACGCGCGGAGUUCGGGGUGAACACCUCUAAAAAAUCUAACAAAGCGACGAACAUCGCCCAAAAAGCUGCUCAGGAAGCCAAAGCUGCUUCGGACGCGCAAAACAUUGCCGGUGCCCAAGCAGCGCAUCAAGUUAAAGCUCAGUUGGC